Messenger RNA from Nannizzia gypsea CBS 118893, 2607 nucleotides. Its product is annotated as phosphate metabolism protein 7. The record is from RefSeq and is a predicted model, not a curated record. The transcript is spliced from 6 exons. NCBI's taxonomy places the organism in Eukaryota, Fungi, Ascomycota, Eurotiomycetes, Onygenales, Arthrodermataceae. Gene Ontology annotation, cellular component: plasma membrane. The coding region runs from base 1 to 2607 and encodes 868 amino acids. Gene Ontology annotation, molecular function: calcium-activated cation channel activity.
AUGGACUCUCUCAAUGUCUUCGCGAAGCGCGAAGAGGAGAAGCCCAGCGAGAGCUCGAACUCGCUGUCGGGCAUCGUCUCGACCCUUGUUCCCACCCUCAUCAUCUCUGCUGUGAUGGUGCUGUUGUUCCUGAUCUUGCGCCGAAGCCAGCGUCGCCAGUACAUUCCCAGAACAUAUAUUGGAGCUCUGCGUCAGCAUGAGCGCACUCCCGAGCCUAGUCCCGGCCUCUUUGGCUGGAUAAAGUCUAUGAGCAAGCUGCCAGAUACCUAUGUCUUGCGCCAUCAGUCUAUGGACGCCUACUUGCUGCUGCGGUACCUCAAGAUCUCAGUGGCUCUCUGCUUCUUUGGAUGUCUGAUCACUUGGCCCGUGCUUUUCCCCGUCAACAUCACCGGUCAUGGUGGCCGUCAGCAGCUUGAUAUGCUUGCCAUUGGAAACGUGAGCAACAAGAUUCCUGGAAAUCUCAACAGGUACUAUGCUCACUGCUUCGUUGCUUGGGCUUUCGUCGGAUUUGUAUUCUGGAUGGUCACUCGCGAACUGCUUUACUUCAUCAACCUGCGACAGGCUUACUUCAUGUCCCCAGUGUAUGCUGAGCGCAUCUCCUCCAGGACAGUGCUUUUCACCUCGGUACCAGAAGACUACUGCGACGAGGCCAAGAUUCGUGCUAUGUAUGGAAACGACAAAGUCAAGAACGUCUGGCUCGUCACUGAUGUCAGUGAGCUCGAGAAACUUGUCGGAGAGCGUGACAAGGCUGCCAUGCGCCUCGAAGGUGCUGAGACUAAGCUCAUCAAGAUGGCCAACGUUGCUCGCGGCAAGGCUAUGCAGAAGGGAGGUGAAGUGGAGACUGACCCAGCUUCUCAAGGAAAUGUUGGUGAAGCUGAAUCUGGCUCCGUUGCCGCCCGAUGGGUCAACGCAAGUCAGCGACCUACUCACCGUCUCAUGCCCGUCAUUGGCAAAAAGGUCGACACCAUCAACUGGGCUCGUGAGGAGAUUGGACGUUUGACCCCCGAGAUCGAUAACCUGCAGCGCAACCACAUGAACGGACAAGCCAAACGUGUCUCUGCCGUUUUCGUUGAAUUCAAGACUCAAAAUGACGCCCAGGCUGCUUACCAAAUGUUGGCUCAUAACCUUCCGCUACACAUGGCUCCUCGCUACAUCGGUAUUAACCCAACUGACAUCAUCUGGUCUAACUUGCGUAUCAAAUGGUGGGAGCUCAUCAUCCGCUAUGCCGCCACGAUUGCUGCCGUUACCGCUCUCAUCAUCUUCUGGGCUAUUCCCGUUGCCGCUGUCGGUGCCAUCUCAAACAUCGACUAUUUGAUGGAGAAGGUCCCAUUCUUGAGAUUUAUCGGCAAAAUUCCACCCGUGAUUCUUGGUGUUGUUACUGGAUUGCUCCCUACUAUUUUGCUUGCCGUCCUCAUGGCCCUGUUGCCAAUUAUCCUCAGACUUCUCGCCAAGAUUGGAGGAUGCCCUACCAAGGCUGCUGUUGAAUUGCGCACCCAGAACUUCUAUUUUGGAUUCCAAGUCGUUCAGGUCUUUUUGGUGGUCACCCUGUCGUCCUCUGCUUCCAGCGCUGUCAGCGACAUUAUCAAGAACCCUACCUCUGCUCCUGGUUUGCUCGCUCGAAGCAUCCCGACCGUCUCCAACUUCUACAUCUCCUAUAUCAUCCUUCAAGGCUUGACUUUCAGUGCCGGUGCUCUUCUACAGAUCGCUGGUUUGAUCAUCUCCAAGCUCUUGGGCAUGAUUCUGGACAACACUCCUCGAAAGAUGUACACCCGUUGGUCCACCCUCUCCGGUAUGGGAUGGGGCACCAUUUUGCCUGUUCUCACUAACCUCGUUGUCAUUGCCAUCACCUAUGGAGCCAUCGCCCCCUUGGUUCUUGGAUUUGCUACCGUUGGCAUGCUCCUCUUCUACCUCUCUUUCCGUUACAACCUCCUAUAUGUCAACGACACCGACAUUGACACCAAGGGCAUGAUCUACCCACGUGCUCUUAAGCAGACUCUCGUUGGCUGCUAUCUCCUCAUUAUCUGUUUGAUCGGCCUUUUCGCCAUUGGUACUGCUGCCGACAGAGCCGCCACCGGCCCCAUGAUCCUUAUGAUCAUCUUCUUGGUUUUCACCGUCCUUUACCAUAUCUCUCUUCUCAACGCUGUCAACCCACUUCUUAACUAUCUGCCAAAGAACCUCGAGGCUGUCGAAGACCAGCACCAGGCUCUUCUCGCCCAGAACAAUGGCCAGGCUGCCCACAACGGUGAUGCCGAGAAAGGAGAUGUCCGUGGCGUUACUCACGAGCCAAACAUGGUCUCUAAGUUCUUCGGAGUUAACAAGUACGAGGGCUACGAGCAGCUCCGCGAACUCGUCCCCCACGGCGCCUAUGACACCGAGUACCCAGCCGAAGUGGCGAGAAACGCAUACUACCACCCCUCGGUCACUGCUACCGCGCCACUCCUCUGGAUCCCCCGUGAUGACGCCGGUGUCUCCCGCCAGGAAGUCAUUCACACCAGCCGUUUCAUUGGUAUCACCGACGAAGAUGCCUUCAUUGACAACAAGGGUAAGAUUGGCUGGGACGAAGAGAAAGGCACUCCUCCUAUCCAAGAGGAGAAGAUCUACUACUAG